AUGUUUGUGUUUUUGUGUUUUUGUGUUUUUCAGUAUCUCCAGAAGCUGUUCAGCGACGCUCCGGGGUUGGACGCGUUCGGCGAGCAGCUGUUCGAGUACAACGAAGUGGUUCAGAUUCCGCUUCAGCCUUUGAUGGACAAUUUGCAGAACGCGACGUACGACGUGUUCGAAAAGGACCGGAUGAAAUACUAUUUCGUAGAGAGCGUGGAGAGGGACUCUUGCAUCCUUCCAUCCCGAUCGAACGUUUUCUCUUCUCUUUCCCUUUCAUUCGCAGCUCGAAUCGUGAUCACGCUCGUCGGAGCGGGACGAGGACCGCUGAUCGUGUGUUCUCUGAACGCUGCGAAGCGAACGAGGCGAGAAAUCGUCGUCUACGCGAUCGAGAAAAACCCGAACGCCAUUCAGACGCUGAGAGCGAUGCACAAACAGCUGCAAUGGGGCGAGAGAGUGCACAUCGUGGAAGCGGACAUGCGGCUUUAUCAGCCGGAAUACUACAGCGAUGUCAUUCUUUCGGAGUUGUUAGGCUCGUUUGCGGAUAACGAGCUGAGCCCUGAGUGUCUGAUCGGCGCUCAGCGCUUUUUGUUGGCUGGAGGCUUGUUUGUUCCACACAAUUCCACGAGCUUGAUGGCUUGCUGUAUGUCGACAAAGAUUUACGAAAAUGUUAUCCGAAAAGUCAGUCCACUCCUCGUUUCCAAACCACUCGAGGCUACCUACGUGGUGAAGAUCCACGCUGCUGCGUUGCUAAGUGAUGUGCAGCCCGUUUUCACAUUCCACCAUCCAGACCAGCGAAAUGGCGAUUUCCGAUGCUUCAAGCAAGUCAUAUUACAUGUACAGAUGGAUGGAAUCGUGCACGGAUUCUCGGGAUACUUUGAAAGUGAUCUCUCGGACCAUGUAAAGCUUUCGAUUGCUCCAGAGAGCCAUUCGAUGAAUUUGGUAAGUUGGUUCCCUCUGUUUAUUCCCAUCGAUACACCCUUUUAUGUCCAUAAAGGAGAGCGUGUCGUGGUGAAUUUAUGGAGACGAACAGACAAGAAGCGCGUGUGGUAUGAAUGGGCAGUCGUUUCUCCGAUCCAAACCCAAAUCCACAACGUGAAUGGUCGUGGACAGUGGAUUGGUCUCUAA
Blastocystis hominis is the source of this 1116-nucleotide messenger RNA. RefSeq lists its product as hypothetical. Lineage: Eukaryota; Bigyra; Opalinata; Blastocystidae. The transcript has 6 exons. Bases 1 to 1116 code for a protein of 371 amino acids. Gene Ontology annotation, cellular component: nucleus; cytosol. Gene Ontology annotation, biological process: regulation of DNA-templated transcription. The record is from RefSeq and is a predicted model, not a curated record.